AUGCACGAAAAUACUGUAUGCUAUAAAAUAGUGGAAAAAUUUCCUGAAUUUAAUAGAAUUAUAGAAAAAUAUAAAACAUUUAAUCCUUCUGAUGGAAUCAUAUUAAAGUGUAUGGGUAAUGUUCUUGAAGAAUUUCCUGAAGAUUUUGCACAACAAAAUAUUUUAACAUGUUUUAAGGCUAUUUCAUUUUUAAAUGACAUACGUACUCGUCAAGGUACAUUAUUUGAAGAAACAUAUUGCAAAUACUUGUACUAUUGGAUAUACCAUGAACAUAAGAAAAAUGGUAAUGACGCUUAUACCCAAGAUUUUUAUGAUAAUAUAAUUAAGGAAGCUGAUUCAACUAUCUACACUAUAUGCAAUAAUUAUUCUAUUGAGGCAAAAGAUGAAAUGGGAAAACUCAAAGAUGCAUAUGAUAUGCAUACUAUACUUAAAGACAUAGAAUUUCACGUACCACACUGUAAUAAUAAAAGGUGUGAAUGUACCACGAAAUGUUCUAAUAUAUAUAUGAAGUACUUGGAUGAAUGUGUGAGAAAUAAUGACUCGGAUUUUUGUAAUUUUCUAAAAAUUAUUAGAAAUAAGUUUUAUUCUUUAGAGUUACCUUAUUAUUGUGAAACUGAUAUACCUGAUAUAUUAUUAUAUUCAGAAAUUAAAAAAAGAUUAUUGCGUCAUCCUCAAACACACAAUCACAAAAAGUACAUAAUAAUUACCAUUCUUUUUUCAGAAUAUAGUCCCAUAUUAAGCCGUUUAGUAAAAGGGAAAAGAAAUAUGCUAAAUUAUAUGGAUGAAGAGUGGAAUAAAUUGCAAGAACCUGAAUAUUUUAACACUAUGUCAAGAAACAGGAGACAUAAUAUAUUAUAUCAUUAA
This is a messenger RNA of Plasmodium gonderi, 864 nucleotides long. RefSeq names its product variable surface protein. Lineage: Eukaryota; Apicomplexa; Aconoidasida; Haemosporida; Plasmodiidae. The transcript is spliced from 3 exons. The coding region runs from base 1 to 864 and encodes 287 amino acids. The record is from RefSeq and is a predicted model, not a curated record.